AUGUCCGCUCCGAGCAGAAACCUGCGGACCUCGCCAGCCGGGGCGAAGCUCUCCAAGACCUUGCGGAUAACCCGUUUCUCCAUACUCGACAAGGUACUACGAGUCCGUGCCUAUGUUUGUCGCUUCAUCCAGCGCGCGUGGAAGAUACGCUCUCCGUUCGAAGAGCACCUGACAGAUAAUGAGAUUACGUCGGCUGAACGUCUUCUAGUUUCCGUCACUCAGCGCAGACACUUCGUCUCUGAAAGGGGCUGCUUAAGCGAAAAGCGUCCAGUAUUAGCGUUCAGUCCGAUUCAAAAUCUGAACCCCUUCAUGGAUUCGCAAGGCCUUAUGAGAGCCUGCGGCCGGGUCACGUCCUCUGAACUUCUCCAAUAUGACGAACGGCAUCCGAUAAUCCUUCCAUACGACUGCCAUCUGUCUCGACUCCUUGUUCAAUUUACGCAUCGCAUCACGCUGCACGGUGGCAAUCAGCUGAUGAUCCGCCUGAUUCGGGCCAAAGUCUGGAUUCCAAGGGUGAGGAAUUUGGUCAAGUCCGUCGUCUAUGCUUGUAAAGUAUGUUUCAUCCACAAGAAGAAGUUGCAGACGCAACUCAUGGGAGAGCUACCAAAGGAACGGACGUCCUUCUCGCGCCCAUUCACGUACACAGGUGUGGAUUAUGCCGGUCCUUUCGAGAUAAAGAACUAUACCGGGCGAGACUGCCUCAUCACAAAGGGGUAUAUGUUGGUGUUUGUGUGCUUCUCCACUAAGGCCAUCCAUUUAGAGCCUACGUCGGACCUUACGACCGAGAAAUUUCUGGCUGCUUUCGCUCGAUUCGUGUCCCGGAGAGGAUGCCCCCGUCAAGUGCAGUCGGACAACGGGAAGACCUUUCGGGGGACAGCAGCCCUACUAUCUCGCGAUUUUCUCCAGAGCCUAAAAGGGGCUGUGAUAGGUGCCUACAGUCACCAGCAGCUUCUCUGGCAUUUCAUUCCUCCGGGAGCCCCCCACAUGGGGGGCCUGUGGGAGGCAGGCGUCAAGAGCUUCAAGACCUUGUUCUUCAAGUCCACCGCCACACGGAAAUACACCUUUGAGGUGCUGGCUACUCUCCUGGCGAGGAUCGAGGCGUGCCUAAACUCGCGGCCGCUCGCACCAAUGUCCGAAGACCCUGCUGAUCUGAUGGCUCUUACACCCGGGCACUUUCUGCACCUGAAGGCUCUUCAACAGCAAUUUCGGCUGCGAUGGAAGGAAGAGAACCUCAAGGAGCUCCAGAAGAGGAACAAGUGGCGUGCCCCUACGAGGAAUCUCUGCGUUGGGGAUAUGGUGGUCAUCAAGGAGGAAAACCUUCCGUCCAAUGAGUGGCGAUUAGGCAGGAUUGACGCGUUGUAUCCAGGAUCCGAUGACCAUGUCCGCGUGAUCGACAUCCGCACCGCGCGAGGGCUCGUCAAGCGGCCCGUCGCUAAGGUCGUCCUUCUUCCGAUGGACGCGUCCGCCUGCCCACAAUAA
This is a messenger RNA of Drosophila eugracilis, 1476 nucleotides long. RefSeq lists its product as uncharacterized. The transcript has 2 exons. Gene Ontology annotation, molecular function: nucleic acid binding. The record is from RefSeq and is a predicted model, not a curated record. Lineage: Eukaryota; Metazoa; Arthropoda; Insecta; Diptera; Drosophilidae. Gene Ontology annotation, biological process: DNA integration. Bases 1 to 1476 code for a protein of 491 amino acids.